CUACUGCUCCACCGCACACACAAGAGGUGAAAGUUUCCUUGAACGCUGACAACAAACUUUUCGUGAAUUUGUCAGGCGUAUUUGACCAUAGCAGUGGACAAGUUAGGAACGGGACCGUCACUUUAGACCGACUUCCCGUCCGUUUCAGAAAUGUCUUUAGCUGACCAAAGUCAGCAAUGGUUUCCGACAAGCGUACAGGUAACGGUACUCCAGGCGAAGAACCUGAGGAUCAAGGGAAAGAAUGGCACUAACGACGCGUACGCCAUCAUGCAAGUGGCCAAAGAGAAGUUCUCCACUUCGGUAGCCGAGAAAUGCGUUGCUCCGGUGUGGAAAGAAGAGGCCACAUUUGACCUACCACUUUUUCACCAGGGUAAUGCGGACCGGUGUACGUUACACGUUCAUGUCAUGCACCGGGCUCUGGUUGGACCGGACAAGCUCCUCGGUCAGGCAGUGAUCAACCUGCUGGAUUUGGAGCAAAAUAAGACCCGCAAUAAAACAGAAUGGUUCAAGCUGCUGGAUAAGUCUGGCAAAGCCGACAAAGUCAGGGGUGAGGUCCUGCUGGACGUCCAGUUCAUGAAGAACAACAUGACGGCCAGCAUGUUCGACCUGUCCAGCCAGGAGAAGAGUCGCUCUCGCAUGGGCAAGCUCAAGGACAAACUCCGCGGCAAGAAGAAGGAAGGGCUGUCCGACUCCAUGUCCGCGGUGGUGCCAUCGGUCACCCAGGUCCUGACCGACAGUGAGGGCGAGGAAGAGGGGGCCGGUGCAACCUCCACGCCCAAGAAGAAAAAGAACAAGCUCAAGUCGUUGUUCGUGCCCAAGUCCAACCUGCACCGCAACUCGUCCCAAUCCAUGUCCACGCUGGGUCCGCUGCCCGAGAGGGACUCUGCCCUGGGAUCUAGUCGAUCCUCUGGCCUCAACGUGGACUCCCCUGAAGCAGGCAAAAAGAAGUUCAAAUUCCUGACCCACAAACGCACGGGGAGCUCCGACAGCAAGUCCUCUCUGGGCUCCUUCUCUGGCCUGGGCCAGUCCAAGCAGUCCGGCACACUGCCCAGCAACCUGUGCGUCAACGGCAGCCACGUGUACUCGGAGGAGCCCGAGCGCAAGCCCUCCCGGGCGAGCUCCACCUUCAGCCUGAGCAGCUCUGGCCACGGGUCCAUGGAGGAGCUCCGCAAGUCCUCCGCCCCGAGCAGGAGCAGCACGACCACCUCUGUGGAGUCCCUACGGGCCUCGGAGGCACACCUGCAGGCAGAGGAGGAGGAGGAGGAGGAGGAGGAGGAAGAGGAGAGAAAGAGGAGGAUGAGAGAAGAGGAGGAGAGGAGAAGGUUGGAGGAGGAGGAAGAGGAGGAGCAGAGGCUGGAGAAAGAGAGGGAGAGAAGGAGGUUUGAAAUGGAGGAGGAAGAAAGGAUUAGAAAAGAGGAGGAGGAGGAGAGGAGACUGAAAGAAGAGGAGCGGAGGAAAGCUGAGGAAGAAAGGAUGAGGAAAGAGCAGGAGAGACUGGAGGAGGAGAGGAAAAGGAUGAGGAGAGAGCAGGAGAGAAGAAGUCUGGAAGAGGAAGAGAGGAUCAGAAAGGAAGAGGAAGAAGAGAGGGAGAGGAUGGAGAAAGAAGAGGAGAGACUGAGAAUAGAGGAGGACAAGAGAAAGGAUGAAGAGAGGAGGAGAAUUGAGGAAGAAGAAAAGGUUAGAAGAGAGGAAGAGAAGAGGAGAGAGGAAGAGAGAAUUGAAGAAGAAAGGAGGAGAGAGGAAGAGAAAAUUGAAGAGGAAGAAAGGCUCAUAAGAGAGGAAAGAGAGAGGAUUUGGAGGGAGGAGGAGGACAAAAAGGAACUUGAGUUGCAGAAAAAAGAGGACAUGGACAGUGAGGAAGACAGAGGAAUGGCAGAGGAGGAAGAGGAGAGAAGAAGGGAUGAACAGAUUAAGAAAGAGGAAGAGAGAAGAAUGUUAGAAGAGGAAGAAAGGAUAAGGAGAGAAAGAGAGAGAAUGGAGAGAGAGGAGGAAGAGGAGAGACAAAGAAUUGAGGAGGAAAGGGUUAGACGAGAAGAAGAGAGGAGACUUGAGGAGGAGAAGGAAAUGACCAGACGAGAGGAAGAGAGACAAAGAAUUGAAAGAGAAGAAGAGAGGAGGGCAAGAGAGGAACAAGAGCAACAGAAAGAGGAGGAGAGGAUAAGAGCUGAGCAGGAAGAGAGGAUGAAGAGAGAGGAGAUGAGGAUGAAAGAGGAAGAACGAAUUAGGAAAGAAGAAGAGAGAAAAAAGACUGAAAAAGAAGACCGGAUAAGAAAGGAGGAAGAGGAGAGGAGGAAGAGAGAGGAGGAGGAGGAGAGGCAAAAUAAACUGGAGGAGGAGCAGGAAAGGAAGAGGAGAGAGAAGGAGGAAGAAGAGGCGCAGAGACUAAAGAAGCUAGAGAAGGAGGAGGCGGAAGAGAAAAAAAGGUUAGAGCGAGAGAGUAGGAUGAAGGUAGAGCAAGACGAGUUCCGCCAUGGAGAGAUGGAGUCCGCUGUAGCCCCAAACGUCUCCUCAACUCACCUACUCAACGAGGGUCUCUUCACCAAUCCGUUCGAAGGUCCCUCUAUCUCCACCAAUCUGUUUGAGGAUCCCUCGGUCUCAGCCAAUCCCUUUGGGGAGGCGGGGUCUCCACAUGAUCAACUCAGCCACUCCACCAAUGUUUCUACAGUCAAGCCAAGUUCACCUAGUGUAGGAUUUCCGCCUCAAGCCUCUCACACGUCAUCAAACCCUUUCUUGACUCCUGAUGAUCCUGAAAACGCAGUCGGUUCCGUCAGUGGGAGUGUAGAGAACCUCACAGGUACGUGGACCCCUCACGGGGACCGCACGGAGAAGAAACGGCGCGCCCCGUCUCCUCCGAUGAGGAAGCUGGCUCGGGAGACGGCUGCUGCCAAACAAGCCACACCUCUGCCGACCUCCACCCUGUCCUCCGCAGGCCAGCCCCACCAGCCGGUCAGAGAGAGGGAUGGCCACAGGGUGCCUGACCCCCUCAGCUCUCGCCAGGACAAGCGUCCCGCUCCACAGCCUCCUGCUCAUCUGAGGAAGGCAGAGAAAAGCCAGAGCUUGGAGGACACCAGGACUGGAUCGGCACCACCACCACGGUCUGAAACGAUGGCGUCGUGCCAUCCAGCAGGGAGCGAUGAUGUGCCAGCGCCAGGGUCUGAAACGAUGGCGUCGUGCCAGCCGGCAGGGAGUGAUGAUGUGCUAGUUACCCCAGUGCCCUCUUUGGCCUCGCAGGUGUUUAGAAACGCUUUGCAGAACUACGGCCUCGCCUUAAAAGGAAAGGCUGAGAGGAUCAAGAGCAGCCGCUCCAGCAGAGCUGAAGAAUCUGCCGCCUCGAAGAAUUCUGAUGGAAGCGACAACAAGCAACGAGCCGCGUCCGAGUCGUCCAGAGCCGCCGUUCAGCCAGGUCACGCAACCAAUCCGUUUUUAGAACCGAAAGUGUCCAAACACAACAAGGGUCCUGCACCCAAGCCUCGGGCGUCGCCACGAAAGGCAGAGCCCCAGGGAGGGUCAGCACUGGCCGUCGCAGAGCGUAAACAUUCCGAGGAAACGCACAAGGAAACCUCCAGCCUGGACCCUCACAGAAAUGGCAGCGACUCGUCUGAAGGUCGUCCAGUGGAAGAGCCCAAGAGACCAGACGUGGCCGAGAUGGUCCAUGUACCGAGUGCCAAGCCAGAAGACGACACGCAUCAUGUCGACAACACGGGAGCGACUGCACACGCAAUGGCCACACCAGGCUCUGCGGUGGAGGCUGAAGGCCACAGCACAGAGCUGGACUCUCAAAUCAAAGAUGACCAGAAGCUUCCGAAACUGGAUGCCCUUUCCUAUGUAGAGUGCACGGAUGGCCCUAAACGAGUAUCGGAAAAGAAAACCCGUGCACCCUUACCACCUGCCAGCACCCCCAAAACACAGCCUCCUCAUUCCCCGGGUCCUGAUGUUACUGCACCAGUCGAGAAGACGCCACCAAGUCAAGAUGCUAAUGUGCCAAGCGAUGUGAAGAGUGCUGACAGCGUAAUUUUACACGUUCACUCUGCCUCCUCAUCAUUCGUCGCCGGGUCCUCCGACCCGCCGAGGGAGGCUGGGGGAGUCUCCGCUCCAUCGGUGGCAACUCAGAGUUCAUCUCCGCAGAGAGUCCGGCUCCAUGCCUGUGUCGAUGCCCUGCCACUCUCCAUGCCAAACGGAGUGACAGGGGACAGCGGCAAAGCCGGUGGGUCCACAUUGACGUCACGCAGACCUCAUGCAGUGAAGCCUCUGAGUGCCCAGGAGCCAACGCCAGCCCCCAGAAUGCAGCCUAAGCAGGAGCAGACGCCAGUCGGCAUGGCUGAGAGCGCCCGCACCCACGCCACCACCAAGGUGGCCCCAGCGGAGCCCAAGGGGCCAUAUUCUCAGCUGACCCAGGAGGAGCUGAUCGGCCUGGUGUUGCGUCAGCAGGAGCAGCUGGCCCAGCGCAGCGCCAAGAUCCUGGAACUGGAGGAAUACAUCGACAACUUGGUGCUGCGCGUCAUCGAGGAGAAGCCCAGCAUCCUGAUGUCCCUCAGCGCUCCAAAGAGGGGUCUCUAAACACACACACACACACACACACACACACACACACACACACACACACACCUCAGCAUGUAAAGUAAAGAACUGCUCCUAAAUAUAUUCAAAAUACACAUAUAUAUACACACACACACACACACACACACACACACACACACACACACACACACACACACACACACACACACACACGCGCGCGCGCGCACACAUAUCAAAGAAUGUCCGCUAUGUAUUCACAUCAGGCUGAGUGCAGUAAGUGCAACAGAGGAAGUCCACCAGGAUAGCUCACACCACAUGCUAGCAUGCCUAAAACUCUCGUCCCCUCACACCCAAGAAAGAUCUAUUAGAACACUGGUGCAGUGUACCCUGGAGGGGUAUCAGGAAAUGCCCCAGGUGUAGUAUCUCUGGAGGGGUAUCACCAAAUACCCCAAGGGCAGUGUAGUCUGGUGGGGUAUCAGGAAAUGCCCCAGGUGAACUGAAUGUAAUUGAGUGAAUGAAGUACAUUGCAAAAAAGUCUUAAUACUAUGCACAGCUUGGCUGAGUGUUUUUUUUUUUUUUUCUUUUUUUUUUUUUUUCUUGAAGCGAGGGUUCUGAAAGUUAUUUGUUUACAGCUGCCUGCAAACACUAGUGUGUCAAUAGACAAUGAAGGGCAAAGGCCUUCUCGUAUGCCAGCCCCAGUCCGUACACAUACCCAGUCAAUAGAGCAAAUGAAUAAUAUUCACACGUUGCAUUCUUGUGUGCCUUUCUUGAGUAUUUUACAUGUUCGCUGUCAGACUGAUUGAUGACUGUUUUGAAGUAAAUGUUUGCACUUGAAUGAAACCACAACAAUGAAGGCAGAGUUCAGCAAGAGCACUUCAAUAUAUAUGAAUAUAUUUGUAGCACUUUAUUGAAGCCUUUUGAACUGUCUGUCUCUCACGGUCUUUGUGAUGUUUCUUGUUAUAUUUCAACUGUCGAACAGCAUGCAUCACUACUGUUCCAUAAUUCCAAGAGCACUGUAAAUGUAUGUCAUUUAAAUGCUGUGUCAGAAAAAACAAUAAAAAAUAUAUUGCUAUCAUAUCAAAGCUAUUGCCUUGCUUUUUAAGGGUACAUGGGACAACUUUUUCAGUAAUGUUACCGGGCAACCACAUAACCGCUUCCACAUGUUCUAAUUGGAUGGUCAUGAAAUUUUGCCCACAAGUUUUCCAGGGGGAAAAAAUGACCAGUAUUGCCCAGUAUUAAUGGGGACAUGUCAGAACAACACUGCUCAUGACCAUUGCUCAAAAAGUUGCCUCAUGUAUGCAUCAUCAGCUUCAUAAAUAAAUGAUGCCUACAUUUCGUUUGACUGUCUGUAACCGACUUCAUUUUACAUCUGAGUUCUGCCUCGACUCCCUAUGAGAAUGCAUUAAGUCUUUGAUGACCAGUGCAGAGCACAACAAUGAAAUGACCCGCAGCAUCCCUGCCCGAAUCUGUGACUGCAGUCAAAAUUGCUUGUUUCGUCUGAGCCACGGUCAACUGUGUGGCUCCAGAAAUAAUUAGCAGACAGGAGUGAGAAGACUUGAAACAUGAGUGGCAUCAUCACAGGCUACAGCUACAGCAUGUCAAAUGUUCCCAUUUUCAUGUGUGCCUUGCCUACCAUGUUUAUUAAAAGCUAUUUAUUUCAAUA
This is a messenger RNA of Alosa sapidissima (American shad), 6181 nucleotides long. RefSeq names its product stress response protein nst1-like. The transcript is spliced from 8 exons. Lineage: Eukaryota; Metazoa; Chordata; Actinopteri; Clupeiformes; Clupeidae. Gene Ontology annotation, molecular function: small GTPase binding. The record is from RefSeq and is a predicted model, not a curated record. Bases 151 to 4557 code for a protein of 1468 amino acids. Gene Ontology annotation, cellular component: intracellular membrane-bounded organelle. Gene Ontology annotation, biological process: regulated exocytosis.